Branchiostoma floridae (Florida lancelet) is the source of this 2442-nucleotide messenger RNA. Its product is annotated as glutathione reductase, mitochondrial-like. Gene Ontology annotation, biological process: cell redox homeostasis; glutathione metabolic process; cellular response to oxidative stress. Gene Ontology annotation, cellular component: mitochondrion; cytosol. Gene Ontology annotation, molecular function: glutathione-disulfide reductase (NADPH) activity; flavin adenine dinucleotide binding; NADP binding. The record is from RefSeq and is a predicted model, not a curated record. The transcript has 13 exons. The coding region runs from base 70 to 1464 and encodes 464 amino acids. Lineage: Eukaryota; Metazoa; Chordata; Leptocardii; Amphioxiformes; Branchiostomatidae.
ACCUCUAGGAUUAGGGCCAGGGGCGUGACAAAUCAGAUAGAGACUUGUUGGACCGUUCCUUUAUUUGUUAUGUUCGUAGGGCGCAUUUUCUACAGGUCUCUGUGCACCAUGGCGCCCGUAGCGAAGAGUUUCGACUACCUAGUGAUCGGGGGCGGGUCCGGCGGGCUUGCGAGCGCGCGGAGGGCGGCGGAGUUCGGCGCCAAGUGCGCGAUCAUAGAGAAAGCUCGGCUCGGAGGAACUUGCGUGAAUGUUGGAUGUGUCCCCAAAAAGGUGAUGUGGAACACAGCAGUCCAUGCGGAGUACCUGAUGGACCACAAGGACUAUGGGUUUGAUGUCAACGGCACCACCACAUUCUCAUGGAAGACCAUUAAAGACAAGAGAGAUGCCUACAUCAAAAAUCUGAAUGGAAUUUACAAAUCCAACCUUGAUAAGAGUCAAGUUGAGGCUAUAGUAGGGGAUGCCAAGUUUGUUGGUGAAAGGUGUGUGGAGGUUGAUGGAAACAAGUACACGGCAGAACACAUCCUCAUCGCUACAGGAGGGCGUCCUGUGUUCCCUAACACUCCCGGUGUUGAGUAUGGGAUUUCUAGUGAUGGAUUCUUUGACUUGGAAGACCUUCCAAAGAAGGCAGUAGUGGUUGGUGCAGGGUACAUCGCUGUGGAGAUGGCAGGAAUUCUGAAGACGCUCGGAUCAGAUGUGUCACUAUUGAUCAGGAAAGACAAGGUGUUGCGUACGUUUGACAGCAUGAUCAGUUCAGAGCUGACAGAGGAGCUUCAGCACAUCGGCAUCAACCUCAUGAGACAGACACAGGUUUCCAAAGUGGAGAAGGCUGCAGAUGGUAGGCUAACUGUUUUCACCAACAAUGGGGAGAUCUCAGAAGUGGACACCUUACUGUGGGCCAUCGGCAGAGUUCCCAACACAGAGAUCGGACUGGACACUGUGGGGGUGGAGCUUGAUUCCCGUGGGAACAUCAAAGUUGACGAGUAUCAGAACACAUCAACGAAGGGCAUCUACGCACUGGGGGAUGUCUGUGGGAAAGCACUGCUUACUCCAGUUGCCAUAGCAGCAGGAAGAAAGCUGGCCCAUCGUGUGUUUAAUGGUGAGGACACCAAGCUGGACUACAGUAACAUCCCCACAGUGGUCUUCUCACACCCUCCGAUUGGCACAGUCGGGCUCACAGAAGAGGAAGCAGUGGCCAAGUAUGGGAAAGACAACAUCAGGAUGUACAGCGCACGUUUCACACCCAUGUACCACGCCGUCACUGAGAGGAAAACUAAAACUAUCAUGAAGAUGAUCUGUCUUCUUCCUGAAGAAAAGAUUGUAGGUAUCCACAUGAUGGGGAUCGGGUGUGACGAAAUGUUACAGGGAUUCUCUGUGGCUGUGAAAAUGGGCGCGACCAAGGCUGAUUUCGACAGCACGGUAGCCAUCCAUCCAACCUCUUCGGAGGAGCUUGUGACGAUGCGAUGACUAUCUUGUACAGACGUCAGCACGACAGUGUGUUCAGAAGAUGGUCAUAGUAAACUGUAGACAGUGUGCCUUUCUUAAAAAUUUUAUUACAGCCUUGAAUAUUCAUGGGAGUUAUAUUUUGUUUAUUGUUUUUUUAAAACAUCCACACAGCCAAGAUUGUGCAACUAGUGGGUGACUUACUUUUUCAUCACUUACAUAAUCAAUGUAGCUUUUCUAAUCAGACAUAUCUUCAUCUACACAAGGGAAACUGUUAAAAUAUUGAGCUUUAUAUAAUCACUUAAAUGUUGGAUUGUGUAGCAAAAUGUGUCACAUCAGUGAAUAAUUUCAAAAAAAUUGCUGCUUUUAAUGAUGAUGAUGAUUAUGAUCUUGAUGUUUUUCACAUACUUACCUACAUGGGCUAAAUGCAGUAUUUAUCUUCAUAGGGAGAUGGGAGCAAGGCUAUAUCCUAUCUACCUCAAUAAUUUCUAAGUAAUACACACAGCACCACUUGCUAAACGUCAGAUAUGUCAAAAGAGAAUCACGAAUGUUGGUUGGCAACACAAUUACAACACUCUGCCAUAAGUGUCUAGAACAAGGAUUAUUUGUAUUUUUGGUUGUAACUGCUAGGUGGCAUACAUGUAAUGAUACAUACAUGUAAAGAAUUGGGAAUAGCCCUGUAAUUACACCACUUCUGCCUUCAAACCUUCCAUUGCAAAAGACAUGGGCAGUGCCUUUUUAUGGGCAAAAACAUGCUAAAUAUAUUCCUGUGGUGUCUAUCAGUAGUAACCUUGAUUUGUCGCCAUUGAACAAUAAUUGCUCUGAAGCUUGUAAAAUGCUUGUAGUUCUAGGCAGAAGACCAUGUGAUGUAACAAAAUGAAAUACAUGUAGAAUGUUUUCAGACGUAGUUGCUUUUUAUGUGUAUCCUAACGACUUUAUUGAAAAAUGUGUAAUGUUAUACAUGGUAAAAUUGGUAAAUAAAAAGGUAAAUUAAUGAUUUUA